Messenger RNA from Trichosporon asahii var. asahii CBS 2479, 1224 nucleotides. RefSeq lists its product as uncharacterized. Gene Ontology annotation, cellular component: nucleus; chromatin. Bases 1 to 1224 code for a protein of 407 amino acids. Gene Ontology annotation, biological process: regulation of DNA-templated transcription. Lineage: Eukaryota; Fungi; Basidiomycota; Tremellomycetes; Trichosporonales; Trichosporonaceae. The transcript is spliced from 2 exons. Gene Ontology annotation, molecular function: DNA binding. The record is from RefSeq and is a predicted model, not a curated record.
AUGGCCCCGACAUCACAAGGCGAGAGCACUACCAUGGGCGCCGUCAUGCCUUCUACCGUUGGGAGCAGCGGACUCAACCUCGCGGCUAUAAACCUCGACCCGUCUCUCCUUGCCCUCGCCUCCGGCACGUCAUCGACCCCAUUGGACCCCGCCCUGUUCACGAUCGAGCAGGUGGUGAAUGAUGUCCGCGAGGGCAGGAUCGGACCCGACGACCUCCGUGAUGAAACGAAGCCCGCUGAUCACACUGAAGAGGGAGUGUCUGAACCUGUCAUUGAGGAAGAGCCCCACCCCCAUACCCACGCACAGCCGGAACCCGAGCCUGAGCCGGAGACGGAGCUGCAGCUAGAUGAUGACGGCAUUGAUCCGGCACUCCGAGAGAUUGUCAACAGUCUUACAAAUGCCCAACAGUCACAUCCAAUUGCACCCGGCGAUGAGCGCGAGACUCUCGACCGAGAGCGCCUUCAGCACACGCUGCAGUCUACCCUCGAGGACUUCGCUCAGGGCAACUUUGGGUCCUACGGUGCCAUCUUCAACACGAACUUCCCCCAGUCGCCUAAUCAUCUCGUGUUACCGCUCGAAGAGCCAGUCCCGGAGCCCACUGUACCCGUGAAACGCGGACGAGGAAGACCAAAAGGAUCGAAGAACAAGCCCAAACCUGGCCAGCCCACAGAACCACCUCCACCUCCCCCUCGCAAGCCGAAGGGUCGCCCCCCGAAGGUGCGCACGGCUGAGGAGUUGGAGGAGUUCGAGCGUCGCAAGGAGGAGAAGGCUCUCGGUAUCAAACGAAAACGCGGCAGGCCCAGGAAGUACCCCGAGCUCGGUCUCGUGCGCGAGAUGCGCCUGAAGAAGAACCGGGAGGCUGUGCAGGAGAAGAUUCGCAUGCUGGAGGAGCGAGCCCGCCUCGAGGAGGCUGCAGCUGAGAACGGCGGUUCCGCGCCCCCCGUCGAGCAGCCCGAGGCUGAGAUGCAGUCGGAGGAGAUGCCGCCCAGUAUGUCGGCGUCCGACGUGGCGCAGGUCGCCGAGGCGGUUGCUCGCCAAGAACAGGGUAACUACGCUUGGUCGUACCCUGACGGCCAGUCUCUGCUGGACGUGGUCGGGGCGAGCUACUCGAGCAUGCAGCGCGGAGACAUCGACGACGUCGUUGGUAGCAUGGACGGAGGGGGCGGGAACGUCUUUGGCCUUCCCGAUGUAGGUGGUGUGUCCAGUGUGGACGGGCAGCAGUAA